AUGUUGUUACCGAAAUUUAUUAAAAAAGUUGAUCCGCAAAAACUUUCUUGGUUUUUCAACGGCAGUUUUUGUUUAGAUUUUCGGAAAGUGUUUGACUAUUUAAUGGUUUAUGUUUCAGCAUGUCUUAAAUGGUUUUUUGUAAUUGAAACAUUCACUUAUCUGAUGUUCAAAAAGUCAGCAAGUUCUGCUCAAGUUGUUUCAAAUAAAACGAAAACCUUUAUCACUGUAGUUUAUGCGCGUACAUUAAUUCAUGACAAUAGAACAUUCGCGUUGAAUAUGCUUUUAUUUCUUCUGUUGCGAUGUCAGCGAAAAGGAGAAAAAUUGGAGACAAACUUGCGUAACAAAGCAAAAAUGAACAUAAAACCCGACUUACACUUUCAGCUCGUUAUCAAAUUGAACAUUAUGGUUUAA
Messenger RNA from Clunio marinus, 411 nucleotides. Lineage: Eukaryota; Metazoa; Arthropoda; Insecta; Diptera; Chironomidae. The record is from the annotation of a GenBank genome assembly.